AUGUCUUCCACCGAAGUCACCAACAACGGAGCCGUCGAGAAGGACCUCAGCACCACCGCUCCUGCGGCCGUCGACAAUGGCACUCCCGUUCACCCGCAGAUGUCGGCCGAGGAGCACGAAGUUGCUCGCGCCGCUGCUCGCUUCGGCUAUGGGCCUCUGGCCCAAGUCAACACCGAGGACGCUCGCCUCCGCCCCUUCGGUGGUGAGUUCCAGCCCGGUCUGUACAAGUCCGUUGAGAACCGCAAGUUCGCCAACCCGGCUCCUCUCGGCCUGUGCGCUUUCGCGCUCACUACUUUCGUCCUGAGUGCCGUCAACAUGGGUACUCGCGGUCUUACCGCGCCCAACAUCGUUGUCGGCCUCGCUUUCGGUUAUGGUGGUCUCGUCCAGCUGUUGGCUGGUAUGUGGGAAAUGGCUGUCGGUAACACUUUCGGUGCCACUGCUCUGUCCUCGUACGGUGGUUUCUGGAUCGCUUUCGCUAUCGUCCUGACUCCUGGCGGCUUUGAGAUUGUGAGUUCGCUCGAGGCAGAUGGCGGUGCCGACUUCUUCUAUGACUCGAUGGGUUUGUUCCUGAUGGGCUGGUUCAUCUUCACCACCAUCCUGCUCUUCUGCACCCUCCGCUCGACCGUUGCCUUCUUCCUGCUGUUCUUCUUCCUGGACCUGACCUUCCUGCUGCUGGGUAUUGCGUACCUGGUCCGCACCGAUGGCGCCCCUACCACCUCCAUCACCAAGGCUGGUGGUUUCUUCGGCUUCCUCGCUGCUUUCGCGGCCUGGUACAACGCCCUGGCUGGUCUGGCUGAUAACAGCAACAGCUUCUUCAUCAUCCCCGUUGCCCACUUCCCCUGGUCCCCCACUGGCCGUAGCCGCCGUGGCAAGACCGAGCGUGAGUUGGCAUAA
Penicillium daleae is the source of this 894-nucleotide messenger RNA. RefSeq names its product acetate uptake transporter family protein. The record is from RefSeq and is a predicted model, not a curated record. The transcript has 2 exons. Gene Ontology annotation, cellular component: plasma membrane. Gene Ontology annotation, molecular function: acetate transmembrane transporter activity. NCBI's taxonomy places the organism in Eukaryota, Fungi, Ascomycota, Eurotiomycetes, Eurotiales, Aspergillaceae. Bases 1 to 894 code for a protein of 297 amino acids.